Messenger RNA from Oncorhynchus gorbuscha (pink salmon), 2215 nucleotides. It is a transcript of the gene mturn, whose product is annotated as maturin, neural progenitor differentiation regulator homolog (Xenopus). The transcript has 3 exons. Lineage: Eukaryota; Metazoa; Chordata; Actinopteri; Salmoniformes; Salmonidae. Gene Ontology annotation, biological process: regulation of signaling; positive regulation of megakaryocyte differentiation. Bases 401 to 802 code for a protein of 133 amino acids. Gene Ontology annotation, cellular component: cytoplasm. The record is from RefSeq and is a predicted model, not a curated record.
UCCACAACGCGUGCGUAACGUAUGUAUGCGACCCCAGAACGGACUGCUCCCUGCUGAUCUCAUCGGUUAAUGGACUAAUGAAAGGAUGAGGGUUUGAGAAAACACCUUAUUGUUACCGAAUACCGUGAAGCCAGUGUAAUGCGAUAGUGAAAAGACAUUGUCUCUCUCACCACGCGCAUGGCGCGUUAGGGGAAACUGCAGGCUACAGCUGUCUGUCCGGUCAGCUGUUUUUAUUUACCGAGAGACAGCAGCAUCAAUAGGAGGGCACGAGACAACAGAAUAGUCUAUACAGGCGCCCCGGACCCCCACAGACCAGACCACCAGGACUAAGAGAGAGGAGGGCAAAGAGAGAGAGAGAGAGAGAGAGAGAGAGAGAGAGAGAGAGAGAGAGAGAGAGAGGAUGGAGUUUAAGCAGCUGGUGGAGGUGGCGGAGAAAUGGUGUUCGUCUGUUCCGUUCGAUCUGAUCUUUGCGGAGGAGGAUGAUGAGAGGAGACUGGACUUCUACGCAGAACCGGGAAUCUCCUUCUAUGUCCUUUGUCCCGAUAACAUGACGGGAGGGACCGAGAAUUUCCAUGUAUGGAGUGAGAGUGAGGACUGCCUGCCGUUCCUACAGCUAGCCCAGGACUACAUCUCCUCCUGCGGGAAGAAAACACUGCUAGAGGUCCUGGACAAAGUCUUCACUUCCUUUAGACCUUUGCUGGGUCUACCAGACAUAGAUGAUGAGACGUUUGAGCAGUACCAUGCAGGCGUGGAGGAGGAACCAGAGCCGGACCACCAGCAGAUGGGAGUCAGCCAGCAGUGAUGCCUACAGAAGAGGUGUCCGACCGGGCCACAAUAAUUAUCCACACCUCUGGUUUCAUCCCCUGCAUCAAUACACAGGCCCAACAACCCUGUAGCGACUAUACAAAGUCAUAAUGUAUACUCGGAUUCAUAAUGUACACACACACACACACACACACACACACACACACACACACACACACACACACACACACACACACACACACACACACACACACACACACACACACACACACACACACACACACACACACACACACACACACACACACACACACACACACAGAGGACAGCCAGCCGGACAGCCAGCCUGCUGAAAUGUACCAUUGCGUUCUUUAACUUAUCAAAAGCUUUUCUCUCCAGAUAUUGCACUCCUUCUCAUGUCACACGCACGCUCACACACGCACACGCACACGCACACGCACACACGCACACACACACACACACACACACACACACACACACACACACACACACACACACACACACAGCUGUGUCAUACAACAUUAUUAUUAAUGUCAUUCAUACAGCAGGCUACAACAUUACUAUAGUUUAUAGCAUGAUAAGCAUGACGCUCUCCAACCUUGCUAAGCAUAUCCACCUGAAGACAAACAAUCAACUAGUCUAGCAGCAACAACAUACUCCCUCCCCAGCCUGGCCACCCAGACAUAGCAGAGCACUGUCACUGUCAACCAUGUAACACCUGACUGGAACCAUCCACUGUACCACACAAUGCCAAACCAGCACAUUGUUGUGACCUUGUAAAAAUGUUAGCGGUGAAAAUAGAGGGAGGAAUAGAGCAGAAAUGUAAUCCUAUGUUAGAAACUGUCCCUUAUGUACUGCUGUGAAGUUGGCCAAGAGCUGCUGUAUCUGUGUGUUUAUUUCAUCGUGUGUGUGUGUGUGUGUGUGUGUGUGUGUGUGUGUGUGUGUGUGUGUGUGUGUGUGUGUGUGUGUGUGUGUGUGUGUGUGUGUGUGUGUGUGUGUGUGUGUGUGUGUGUGUGUGUGUGUGUGUGUGUGUGUGUGUGUCAACACCAUCAGUGCACUGCUACGCUUUUACUAUCCCCACGGACCUGAAGGAGUAGGAUGAAGUUGUGUUUAGACACUGAUCCGAGGUCAUUUUCCCCCGUUAUUGGGAUUGGAGAAAGGAAACUGUUCCUAGAUCUGUGUCUACAGGCAACGUCUACCUGCAAGCAGCCUUCUUCCACCUUACUAAACUAGGCCUACACUUGUUACUCUCUCUGAACAUGGCAACUACGAUAGAUGUAAGUCUCUCUCCGAAUGCUUUUAAGUCUUUACUUAUGAACAUCAUUUUUAGUUACAUUAUUUAACUGAAUGUUUGUCAUGCUAAUGUGUGUUUUUAUGUUCUGUCCUCCAGUGUGUGUGAAGGUAUUCAAUAAAACAAAUGUGUGGAGGA